GCCAACUCACUAUCUCGAAAUCCCCCGCCGACUUUGCCCCAAGCAGCUCGUCGUUGUCACCUUGGAAUAUCUCUAUGUGACCCUUGCAACAAUCUACUACCACAUAUCCGAGCAUAUGUCGGUGCAGCAGAUCGAGCGACUCAAAGAUGAGGGCACGAGACAACAAGUCGUCAUUGCGGGAGGUGUAGCAGGACUCGUGUCCCGAUUCUGCAUCGCACCCCUUGACGUGGUCAAGAUCCGACUUCAGCUACAACCACACUCUCUAUCGGAUCCACUGUCUUGUGAUGGCAUCAAAGGCCCAAUCUAUAAGGGUGCCUUUCGGACCUUAGCCAAAAUCGCCCGGCAAGAGGGCAUUCGGGCCUUAUGGAAAGGCAACAUCCCCGCCGAGGCUAUGUAUGUCGCGUAUGGUGGAAUCCAAUUCACUGCGUAUCGUUCCAUCACGCAAGCUCAAGGGCUCCUACCUCUGAGAGCUCCUCCAUCCGUGGAAUCUUUUAUCAGUGGCGCCGGUGCCGGCGCCGUUGCUACUGCAGCCACUUACCCGUUGGAUCUUCUUCGCACCAGAUUUGCUGCUCAGGGUCAGGAGCGCAUUUAUGCGGGUCUUUGGCAUUCGGUUCGGGACAUUUCUCGUUAUGAAGGCCCCAAAGGCUUUUUUCGCGGUCUGAGCGCUGCUCUCGGGCAGAUUGUUCCCUACAUGGGCCUUUUUUUCACAAGCUACGAGUUUCUACAUCAAUACAUUGGGGGCAAGACCUUGCCAUUUGGCUCUGGAGAUGCAACUGCUGGAGUAUUUGCCAGCGUUUUCGCAAAGACUGCGGUUUUUCCGCUUGACCUGGUCCGAAAACGGUUGCAGGUCCAGGGACCAACUCGAACUAGAUACAUUCACACCAACAUCCCAGAGUAUCAAGGUGUUAUUCGUGGGCUUGCGGCCAUCUGGAAACGAGAAGGCUACCGUGGCUGGUACCGUGGUUUAACCGUCAGUCUUCUAAAGGCAGCACCAGCUUCGGCGGUUACCAUGUGGACCUAUGAAAGGGUUUUACAUUCGCUCAUAAAUUCCGACCGAAAUGACGAGAUGUGGGAAAUGUAUACUGGCUUUGACGACGAUCUUGAUGACUGAGACCUAGCAGACAUUAAAAUGAUACCUAUGCGAUCUUCGACUCCUACAAAUUAUGCAAGGACGGGUUGGCGGCCCGGGCAGUCAGACAGUGUUGCCUCCGAAAGUUCGAUUAAGGAGUCCUCAGCACUCACGGACGGCACCUUAAACCUGCAUACGUUUUCGAAAGCUAUGUGCUUCGCGAGCACUGCCUUCUCGGCAGAUGCACAACAGAAGGUGCAUAACUCCAAGAGAUGUGAUUACUACCACUACCGGUACUAUCUCCCAAAUCUCAUUUCUGCUCCAGCAUAUCUCCACAGACCCCUCAGGAAACCUUGAUACUCCACUCUGGUGCUCUCACUCCCACUCACAUCGGCCCCUGAAUCACCCACGCAGAAUAUCUCACUCAGUCGAAUCUGCCAUGGUGGAUAGCCAUCGAGUUUGACCAGUGGCCCAAAUAUGAUAACUAGGUCGGGCUCUCCCGUCAAGCCGUCUUUCUUGGAAUCUGGUCUCGAAUCCGUCAGAGACGUGGUUGCGCUGAUUUCUGUGUUGAUCAAAUUCGAGGUUAUAUCCUUGGGAUUGAGUUUACGCGACUGAGCCAUCUCUGCCAGGGUCUUGGUCAGAUCGACAAGAGUCUCGCGGCCGUCAGUAGCGGAGAGGAGGAGAAGAUCAAUGUGCGGUCUACUCGGUUGUGUUGAACCUGCACCAUUUGUCUGUGCUGGGAGACGCGGCGAGGGUGCUGGAGAGGCGGCCAUCGACGGGUGAUUGGGUGCCAGAACUCGCAGGGUCGGGGUUGCUGGCGGGGCUCCAUAGUAUGAGACCAACUUCUGAUUCACGAGUGUUUCCAGGGAGGAGAUGUAUGUCUUCAGGAUGCCAGACUUCUCGUAUAUACUUAAUACAGGAAUGCCUGCAGAAGCUGACCAGACAGUCAACUCUGCC
Messenger RNA from Exophiala mesophila, 2026 nucleotides. Its product is annotated as mitochondrial thiamine pyrophosphate carrier 1. Gene Ontology annotation, biological process: thiamine pyrophosphate transmembrane transport. Bases 116 to 1111 code for a protein of 331 amino acids. Gene Ontology annotation, cellular component: mitochondrial inner membrane. The transcript is spliced from 4 exons. Gene Ontology annotation, molecular function: thiamine transmembrane transporter activity. Lineage: Eukaryota; Fungi; Ascomycota; Eurotiomycetes; Chaetothyriales; Herpotrichiellaceae. The record is from RefSeq and is a predicted model, not a curated record.